AGCAAUGUAUAACAGAUUCUCUUUCUCCUUAAUCAACUGGCUAGACGCCGAUGAUUUCGUCAUCCCAGAGAAGACGGGGAAUCUCAGGCGUCAAAUGAUCCGUACCAAGAGCAAAAGGCGUUUUGCUUUCCGAGUCUCCGAGGAAGAACGAUUCCAGCAGUUAAGGGAGAUGCUGAAAGACCCCCAGAGGAGGUCCAAGUUAAUCUCGAAUCCAACCAACUUCAACCACGUGGUGCAUGUGGGCCCUCCGCAAGACAUGCAUAAUCUCCGGGAUCUGCCCAGG
Molecule: messenger RNA, 283 nt
Organism: Rhincodon typus (whale shark)
Lineage: Eukaryota; Metazoa; Chordata; Chondrichthyes; Orectolobiformes; Rhincodontidae
Product: serine/threonine-protein kinase MRCK gamma-like
Exons: 2
Source: RefSeq, a predicted model, not a curated record